Salvia miltiorrhiza (redroot sage) is the source of this 1447-nucleotide messenger RNA. Its product is annotated as ATP-dependent Clp protease proteolytic subunit 5, chloroplastic. Gene Ontology annotation, cellular component: endopeptidase Clp complex. The coding region runs from base 365 to 1261 and encodes 298 amino acids. Gene Ontology annotation, molecular function: serine-type endopeptidase activity; ATPase binding; ATP-dependent peptidase activity. The transcript is spliced from 9 exons. Lineage: Eukaryota; Viridiplantae; Streptophyta; Magnoliopsida; Lamiales; Lamiaceae. The record is from RefSeq and is a predicted model, not a curated record. Gene Ontology annotation, biological process: protein quality control for misfolded or incompletely synthesized proteins.
UUUUUUUUCAUAUACUUAUUUCGAAAAAAAUAUUAGAAAACAGAAAUCGAAAAAAAAUAAACAAAUAGUAGUAUGAUUUUUGAGUGAAAAAAAUUUAUCGAUAUUCAAUUCAAAUUUAUCACUUUUUUUUGUCUUCGGAAAAUAUGAUUUUUGAGGAAUAUCGAAAUGAGAGAUUUUAACGCGAAGGUUUUGGAAGAAAUAUUAAUUGGACUCUCCUCCGAAAAAGAAAUAAAAAAAUACUAAGACAGAAAAGGAGGGGAGAGAUCCCUGAACACGCCACAGUCUUCUCUUCCACUCACAGUCGCCGCCGUUAAACGGAUAAGCCUCCCCUUCUCCUCCGCCGCCGCCGUCUAUCUUCUGCAAAAUGGCGCAUUCAUGCGUCUCGUCUUCUUCUCUCAGAUUCAACACGUCCUCGCUUUCUCUCUCUUCACCAAACCCAUUUUCUUCCUCUUCUUCCUCCGCCAAAAUCGUAUCUCUUCCCUUCCAACCCCUCCGUUCCAGGAAGCUGAAGAAUUCUAACCUCCGGAGUUCGCCGGCGAAGGCUAUGUACACUCCAGAGUUUUAUGCCCCGGAGAGGAACUCACGCCAUGGUAUUUGGUCGAUUAGGGAUGAUUUACAUAUCCCAUCAUCGCCGUACUUCCCAGCUUAUGCUCAAGGUGGGCAGGGCCCGCCUCCAAUGGUCCAAGAACGUUUUAUGAGCGUUAUUAGCCAACUUUUCCAAUAUCGGAUAAUACGAUGUGGUGGAGCCGUUGAUGAUGACAUGGCGAACAUCAUUGUUGCUCAGUUGCUGUAUCUUGAUGCUGUUGAUCCUACUAAGGAUAUAGUCAUGUAUGUGAACUCUCCAGGUGGAUCAGUUACAGCUGGAAUGGCUAUCUUUGAUACCAUGAGGCACAUAAGGCCUGACGUUUCAACCGUAUGUGUUGGGCUUGCAGCUAGUAUGGGAGCUUUUCUACUAAGUGGUGGUACUAAAGGAAAAAGAUAUAGCCUUCCUAACUCAAGGAUAAUGAUCCAUCAGCCCCUUGGUGGAGCACAGGGUGGGCAGACCGAUAUUGAUAUUCAGGCAAAUGAAAUGUUGCAUCACAAAGCAAACUUAAAUGGAUACUUGGCGUACCACACUGGUCAAAGCCUAGAGAAGAUCAACCAAGACACAGAUCGCGACUUUUUCAUGAGUGCUAAAGAAGCCAAAGAGUAUGGUCUCAUAGAUAGCGUCAUCUUGAACCCGCUCAAAGCCCUCCAGCCGCUUGCAGCUGUAGCAGAAUAACAAUAAGGUUCAUUUUAUACUCCCACCACUUUCUGGUUGAUGAUCUCAUAAGCAAGAACAUGGGUUUUGUUGAUUUCAACUAUACAGCUAGAAAAUUUAGAAUCAACAAGAUACUAUGAAUUGUUCCCAGCGCAUCCAUGUACGAUUACUAUUUAGUAAUAUUUGAUGAACUUGUCGUUGUCCUAA